GCCAUGGCCGCCUAUAAGCUGGUGCUCAUCCGGCACGGCGAGAGCACCUGGAACCUGGAGAACCGCUUCAGCGGCUGGUACGAUGCCAACUUGAGCCCGGGGGGCCACGAAGAGGCGAAGCGCGGCGGGCAGGCGCUGUGAGAUGCUGGCUACGAAUUUGAUAUCUGCUUCACCUCAGGGCAGAAAAGAGCAAUUCGGACCCUCUGGACAGUACUGGAUGCCACUGACCAGAUGUGGCUGCGGGUGGUGAGAACUUGGCGUCUCAAUGAGCGGCACUACGGGGGCCUGACUGGCCUGAAUAAAGCAGAGACGGCUGCCAAGCACGGCGAGGCCCAGGUGAAGAUCUGGCGGCGCUCCUACAAUGUCCCACCACCCCCGAUGGAGCCUGACCACCCCUUCUACAGCAACAUCAGCAAGGAUCGUAGGUAUGCAGACCUCACUGAAGAUCAGCUGCCUUCCUGUGAGAGUCUGAAAGACACCAUUGCCAGAGCUCUGCCCUUCUGGAAUGAAGAAAUUGUUCCCCAGAUCAAGGAGGGGAAAAGGGUGUUGAUUGCAGCCCAUGGCAACAGCCUGCGGGGUAUAGUCAAGCAUCUGGAAGGUCUCACUGAAGAAGCCAUCAUGGAGCUGAACCUGCCAACUGGUAUUCCUAUUGUCUACAAGCUGGAUAAAAACUUAAAGCCCAUCAAGCCCAUGCAGUUCCUCGGGGAUGAAGAGACCGUGCGCAAAGCCAUGGAAGCUGUGGCUGCCCAGGGCAAGGCCAAGAAGUGAAGACCACCAGCAGCCUGCGCCCCAUCCCCCCACCCUCCACACCUCUCCCCACCUGUCACACUGACCACAUCUGUAGGCGUCCUGUGUUGUAGCUGCGGAUGGGGACUAGUGGCUCCCAUUUCCCUUUUAGCAUUUCGGCUCCUGCACCCACUUCAUUGAUAGAAUCUAGUCAGGACAGGACCUCUAGGACACAAGCUCUAGUUCUCAGUCCAAGCCCAGGGAAGGCUCUUCUUAUCCGGGAGAGCUGAGAGGUAGUAACUGUCUAGUGCUUCUGCUUUGUUUACUAAGGACCUGCUUGAGUAGGGGACAGGGAUAGCCAUGCCAAGGCACGACCAGUGAGGAGCGGCCUGAGCAUGCUGCUCCCCAGAGCCAGCCCUGCGCUCUUCUGUAGUCCAGUCAGUCAGCGAGCCCUUGACAUUCCAGUGAGAGAUGAAGGUAACCUGCUUGGUGACUGAAGUACAGUUUCUUCCCUCACCCUAGAGGAGCUGGCUCCAGAAGGUUGGGCUUAAUCCUGAAGUAAGUUUAUGUGUUCAAUUUUUCUACAAAAGAAAAAUUAUAUGAACACCCUUCUGGGGCUUCUAGUGGUGGUUGGAUAGUUCCACAUGUGGUCAGCAGAACACAAGCCAUUCCUCACACCAGUACAGGACGAGCUCUGGCCCCUGUAGGGUAGGAGUGCUUCCUGCUGUGUAGCUU
Octodon degus (degu) is the source of this 1461-nucleotide messenger RNA. RefSeq names its product phosphoglycerate mutase 1-like. NCBI's taxonomy places the organism in Eukaryota, Metazoa, Chordata, Mammalia, Rodentia, Octodontidae. Gene Ontology annotation, molecular function: intramolecular phosphotransferase activity. The record is from RefSeq and is a predicted model, not a curated record. The transcript has a single exon. Gene Ontology annotation, biological process: glycolytic process.